AGAUUUUCAGAAUCAUCGAGACUGUACCGACCGAAAGCGCUACUAACAAGUAACAUUUACUAAUUUUCGUACGGAGUGAUAUCUACAAUUUUGAACAUGAGAGGAACAUUGGCUGUUAUUGCCCUUUUGGGGUAUUUGUGCUGUACGACUGCUUUGCCAGCAACUUCAAAACAAAUAGAUGACGAUGUAGAACUUAUUCCGCAUAAAGAAACCCACGUGGAACAACCUGUUAUUACCACAGAUGUAGGAUUUGGCGGCCUUGACGGCUUCUCCAAUCCUUUUGGUGGAAUAUUGGAAAACAUAGAAUCUAUAAUGACAAAGAUAAGGCAACAAGUGGACCAGUUUAUGAAUAGGUUCCCAGGAAUUAAAACUGGAAAUUCUUCCAGCGACUUUCCCGAAUUCCCUAACUUUGGAGGGGACCUUGCACCCUUCCCACAAUUCACUGACAUUGAUUUAAGCAAAGGAAACUCCACUUCCGAAACUAAGAUCAUCGAUGGCCACAAAGUAGUUAUCAAUCAAACACAAUACCACAAAGACGGUGAAAACGGAAGUGCUUUCUUCCAAGUCCGUGUCAUAGACGUAAAACCUACUGAAGCUGAAGACGCUACAGGAUCAACUGUCGCAAUACCUAAAGAUAGAGAGGUUUUAGAAAAUAGUAUAGAAAACGAAAUUGACAAAAACAAAGAGGCCGUCUACUAUCAACCCCUAGAAUUAGACGAACUGGAUUCCGGAAGCAAAUUUCGACCUACUAGUUUAUCCUACCUAGUAGAUAACUCUGAAUGGGACGACCUUAACAAAAUCGAGUCCAUUGAUGACAACGCUUUAAACUUCAACGAAAAUCAACCAGACAUUGACUUAAGCAGGGACACUUAUGUCAAUGAAUUAUUGGCAAAAUCGGGAGCUCCAAUGAAUCCCGACGCAGAAAUCAUCAAACCAAUUCGAGUAUCUACUCAGAGAGUUCAACCUCUAAUGUCUACUGAAAAACCUUGGAUUAACGAUUUAAGCAGGGAUACUUAUGUUAAUGACUUAUUAGCAAAAUCUGGAGCUACAACUAAUUCUGAUGCAGAGAUCAUCGAAACUUCACCUAAAGCUUCUACUGCAGGGCCAAUGUUGAUCAGAUUUCAACCUAAGAGAUAACCGUUCAUUUAAUUGUUCUUAAUUUAUUUAUUUAUUAUUGACUAACUAACUUCGAAGAAGACUGACAAUUUGAUUCAUUAUGUUCAUUAUAUAUCCUUGCCUUAGCAUUUAAAUGUAUCUGGAUUCUAUUUAAACGAAAAAAAAAAUGUACUAACAAUCAUUUUCAAAACGACAUAUUGAUUGGAUACAUAACAGUCAAAAAUUUCAUAUUUGGUGACUCUCUUUAAUUUUGCAUUUCAUAAGUACUUAAUUUUAAACUAACUUAAAUUACAAUGUUUAUGAUGGUUAAAAGGAAAAAAUAAGAAAUAAUUCAUAUUCUAUUUUUCAAAUCUGUAUUUUGAACUAAUAAAAUUUUUAAUUACUGAA
Molecule: messenger RNA, 1503 nt
Organism: Diabrotica balteata
Lineage: Eukaryota; Metazoa; Arthropoda; Insecta; Coleoptera; Chrysomelidae
Source: the annotation of a GenBank genome assembly